Triplophysa rosa is the source of this 2444-nucleotide messenger RNA. Its product is annotated as calcium homeostasis modulator protein 5-like. The coding region runs from base 111 to 1058 and encodes 315 amino acids. Lineage: Eukaryota; Metazoa; Chordata; Actinopteri; Cypriniformes; Nemacheilidae. The record is from RefSeq and is a predicted model, not a curated record. The transcript is spliced from 2 exons. Gene Ontology annotation, molecular function: monoatomic cation channel activity.
AAUCAGUGAGGAACUGGGAGUGCCCUGCUGCAUUCAGAUUUUUUGUGUGCUGAUUUUCUGUUUCGAUUUAUACCAUCUUCUGUUAACUGUCCAUCAAAUUGUUUGGAGUUAUGUCUGUGCCAGCCAUGGAUUCUUUUAAGACUGUCCUGCGGUUCCUCACCAAUCAGAAGAGUACUAUUGGCUAUAGCUUCAUGGCCCUUUUGACUAUAGGCAGUGAAAGAAUUUUCUCCAUGGUGUCUUUCCAGUGUCCGUGCAACCGUGGACAGAAUUUUGCCUACGGAAUAACUUUUCUGCUCGGCCCGGCCGUCGUCCUGCUAGCCCUUGGACUCUUUAUUAGUACACGUCUUUGGCGGUUGUGUACUGGGUGCUGUCUCAACCCAUUCAAACUAUGCCCCAGGGGUAACUUUCUAGGUUGCGCGUCAGCGCUUAUAAAUAUACUAAGUACUGCUUGUAUUGCCCCUAUAAUGUGGCUUUGUGUAGCACUGCUCAAUGGAACUUUUUAUGAGUGUGCUGUCAGUGGCUUGGACGAAAAUAUGGUGGUGGACCUUUUCUGCAAAAACAAGACACCUGCAUGCCGAGAAGAGCUAGCGCGAGUGCCUUGCGGGAAGACUCAGCUCUCUGCGGAUGAGAACAAAGAACUGCUGCUAAUGCUACGAGCUCAGUCACAGAUCCUCGGCUGGUCCAUCAUUAUCAUCUCGGCAGUAGCGACACUGAUCGGGACAUGCUACAAGAACUGUCGCUCUCAGGUGAGCUACCUGCAGUUAACUUUCUGGAAGAUCUACGUUGUGAAGGAGCAGGAAAAACUUGAGACUUUCGCAGAAGAAUACGCCACCAAACUGGCAGAAAGGAACCUCAAGAGCUUCUUUGACAACAAACAUCCCGAAGCGUUUCCCUUUCCGAACCACAAGGCCUGGGAGGAGAUCUCUGCUACGUACACGUUUACCCAAAGUGAACAGUACUACAGCACCCUACAGAGAUACGUGGAGCGUGUGGACCGGGACUACACCCCUGAGAAGCGUCCUGUUCUAGAGAGUGAAGAUGGUAUAGAGAUGGCAUAGAUGCACAAAGCUCUUGGUUAAAACAAUAUGAGCAAUGCUAUAACCAUUGCACCAUACUGAAGUCAUGUAUACUGUAUUUCAGUAUAGUGUUAAGAGUUUGUUUUGUUGGUUACUUCCUGUGUUAAACAAUCCAACUUAAAGGUUUUCUGUUGUUUUGUAAAUUAAGGAACUGGAUAUUUUAAUCCGUAACAACUACUGUUUUUUAGACAUGAAUAGAGAAACAGAUCUCAGGGCCUAAAGAGAUACUGACAGAAAUCUGAGCCUGCUUUUUGAAUGAUGUUUCUGCAAUAGAAGUUACUUUCAUGUCUUUAUUGCACUGGCGCUUGAGUAUGUUGGUUUGAUAGUUGGUUUUGCAUAGAAAGAAGAUGUGAAACCAGUUCUCAAGGCAAGGUUUUGCUACCUGUGGCUUUUUACGUUGCCAAGUAUUUGUCUCCAUCUUCUUGUAAAUUAGCGAGUGCGAAAUAAUGUAAAAAGCUGUUACUCAGUAGAAUUUUAAAAUAAAUUCCAUACAUUGUUUACAAUAAGGUGACAUUGCUCUUAUGGCCUUUAACACAAUGUAGAACAUGUAAACCGCUUUGCUUAUUUACAUCGCUGCUUUUAAGUAGGUGACAAACAGGAAACCCACAUUCUGAAUACACAACAUCAAACAUUAGUAAAGAGACUUGAGUUUUUAAGUAAAUUAACUCUGCAAUUAAAGCAUGGCACUCCUGGAAUAGUUUAUCAAAAACAAACACGAAUGAAUUGAUAAAGUAUAAAAAAAUAUUUUUGAAACUUUGCAAGUGGUUUUCAGCCUAUUUGUGGUGUCAAUUUCCUGCAUUGUUGUGAAAGAAUUAUCAGACACACGCAUGCCUAAAAACAAUUAGGCAACAUUUAUUCAUAUGGACUUCGGUCUCAAGCUGGUUAAAUAAUGUAUGUGACCAAAUGGUUUCAAAAACUAUUUAAAUAUUUAUAUGCAACAAAACAGUACAAAAGCCUGAAAUAAAACAAUUACAGUUGUGAAAUUGGGAACUGCAAUGACAAAAAGACAGUCCACCUGUCUCAGUCAUUGGCUGGAAGGAAAAUAAACAAAGAUGUUUUUUAAAGCCUAUGUGUAAGAAGCAAACACUGUCUGUAAAUGUAUUUUUCACAUACAAUUUUUUCAUUCAUGUAUUGUUUUGUAUUUUGUACCAAUAUCAUACUUUUUGUCUGUUUUAUCUCUAUAGUAUAUUUUGUGUUAUACUUACCAUUUGAAUAUUUGCUAUUACUAUUAUGUAUGCUUUUUUCUAUACCAAUAAAUUAUGGAUUGUGUUUAUUAGCUAAAAGCAUAACAUCAGGAUGAAACUGUACAUUCAACUUUAACAUACACAAAACCUGAAUGAAGAAAAGGUCUGUGACCUGCAUUCCAAA